Myotis davidii is the source of this 2719-nucleotide messenger RNA. RefSeq names its product mutS homolog 5 (gene MSH5). The record is from RefSeq and is a predicted model, not a curated record. Gene Ontology annotation, cellular component: nucleus. The annotation marks the transcript as partial. NCBI's taxonomy places the organism in Eukaryota, Metazoa, Chordata, Mammalia, Chiroptera, Vespertilionidae. Gene Ontology annotation, biological process: chiasma assembly; mismatch repair. Gene Ontology annotation, molecular function: mismatched DNA binding; ATP-dependent DNA damage sensor activity; ATP binding. The transcript has 23 exons.
CAGGAAUGUGGGGGGCGGGGGUUCCACAGACUGUCCGUUCUUGAAAUACUGAGAGGUCGCCCCUGGAAAUGCCCCACAGAUGACAGAAAUAAAUGUGACCUCUCCUCGCCUCAGUCCUCCCAGACUUCCCUGUGGACUUGCGCCCGCCUCGGGACGCACCUGUGCGUGCUGUGGAGCGCCGGCUGCCUGGGCUUGGCCUACUACGACACCGGCGACUCGGCCGUGCACUUCAUGCCCGACGCCCCGGACCGCGAGAGCCUGCAGCUCCUGCAGAGAGUCCUGGAUGAAAUCAGCCCCCGGUCUGUUGUUACCAGUGCCAAACAGGAUGAGAAUAUGACUCGGUUCCUGGGGAAGCUUGCCUCACAGGAACACGGAGAGCCUAAGAGACCUGAAAUCAUAUUUCUGCCAAGUGUGGAUUUCGGUCUGGAGAUAAGCAAACAGCGCCUCCUUUCUGGAAACUACUCUUUUAUCCCAGACUCCAUGACCACCACUGAGAAAAUUCUCUUCCUCUCCUCCAUAAUUCCCUUUGAUUGCCUUCUCAUGGUUCGAGCACUUGGAGGGCUGCUCAAGUUCCUGGGUCGAAGAAGAAUCGGGGUUGAACUGGAAGACUAUAACGUCAGCGUUCCCAUCCUGGGCUUUAAGAAAUUUGUGCUGACCCAUCUAGUGAGCAUAGAUCAAGAUACUUACAGGUGGGGACAGAGUCAUAAACUGGCCUACACUGCCCUGGGUGGAGCAGCCUUUUGUGACCAAGGAACAGAGAACACUGUACUUGCCAGUACAGAUACAUAUUGCCACAAUCGUCAGGGACCUGCAAACACAUUUUCACAAAUUGAGAUCACGACAAUGAUGAGAACAGAUGUAAUUUCAGGUCUCCUCACCCCAACCUUAACUUCCAGGCUGUGGUUCACACGUCCAACUCAUGACCUGGGGGAACUAAAUUCUCGUCUGGAUGUCAUCCAGUUUUUCCUGCUACCCCAGAAUCUGGACAUGGCUCAGAUGCUGCAUCGGUUGCUGGGUCACAUCAAGAAUGUGCCUCUGAUUCUGAAACGCAUGAAGUUGUCCCACACCAAGGUCAGCGACUGGCAGGUUCUCUACAAGACUGUGUACAGUGCCCUGGGCCUGAGGGAUGCCUGUCGCUCCCUGCCUCAGUCCAUCCAGCUCUUCCGGGACAUUGCCCAAGAGUUCUCUGAUGACUUGCACCACAUCGCCAGCCUCAUUGGCAAAGUGGUGGACUUUGAGGGCAGUCUUGCUGCAAAUCGCUUCACAGUCCUCCCCAACAUAGAUCCUGAAAUUGAUGAGAAGAAACGAAGGCUGGCGGGGCUUCCCAGUUUCCUCACUGAGGUCGCUCGGAAGGAGCUGGAGAAUCUGGACUGCCGCAUUCCUUCGUGCAGCGUCAUCUACAUCCCUCUGAUCGGCUUCCUUCUUUCUAUCCCCCGCCUGCCUUCCAUGGUGGCGGCCAGUGACUUUGAGAUCGAGGGACUGGACUUCAUGUUCCUCUCAGAGGAGAAGCUGCACUAUCGCAGUGCUCGAACCAAGGAGCUGGACGCAUUGCUGGGGGACCUGCACUGCGACAUCCGUGACCAGGAGACCCUGCUGAUGUACCAGCUGCAGUGCCAGGUGCUGGCUCGGGUGGCUGUCUUGACCCGGGUGUUGGACCUUGCUUCCCGCCUGGACGUCCUGCUGGCUCUUGCCAGUGCUGCCCGGGACUAUGGCUACUCAAGGCCCCGUUACUCUCCCCAGCUCUUUGGGGUACGAAUCCAGAAUGGCAGACAUCCUCUGAUGGAGCUCUGUGCCCGAACCUUUGUGCCCAACUCCGCAGAAUGUGGUGGGGACAAAGGGAGGGUCAGAGUCAUCACUGGCCCCAACUCUUCAGGGAAGAGCAUAUACCUCAAACAGGUAGGCCUGAUCACAUUCAUGGCCUUGGUGGGCAGCUUUGUGCCAGCAGAGGAAGCCGAAAUCGGGGCAGUAGACGCCAUCUUCACCCGUAUUCAUAGCUGCGAAUCCAUCUCCCUUGGCCUCUCCACUUUCAUGAUCGACCUCAACCAGGUGGCAAAAGCAGUGAACAGUGCCACCGAGCGGUCUCUGGUCCUUAUUGAUGAAUUUGGAAAGGGAACCAACACGGUAGAUGGGCUCGCACUGCUGGCUGCUGUCCUCCGACACUGGCUGGCUCUCGGACCCACAUGCCCCCACAUCUUUGUGGCCACCAACUUUCUGAGCCUCGUUCAGCUACCCUUGUUGCCACAGGGGCCCCUUGUGCAGUAUUUGACCAUGGAGACCUGUGAGGAUGGGAAUGACCUUGUCUUCUUCUAUCGGGUUUGCGAAGGUGUGGCCAACGCCAGCCAUGCCUCCCACACAGCUGCCCAAGCCAGGCUUCCUGACAAGCUCAUAGCUCGUGGCAAGGAGGUCUCGGACUUGAUCCGCAGUGGCAAGCCCAUCCAGCCUCUCAAGGAGCUGCUGAAGGAGAAGCAAAUGGAAAAUUGCCAGACAUUAGUAGAUAAGUUUCUGAAACUGGAUUUGGAAGAUCCCAACCUGGACCUGGACAUUUUCAUGCGCCAGGAAGUGCUCCCUGCAGCCACCACCAUCCUCUGAGAGACCUUCGUCGGCCCUCCUCCCCUUCCCACACCCUGUGGGCUGCCAUGCCCUUUUUGUUUCUUUAGACCCAAAGUUCUCAGUUUCCCCAGAAAUCUUGUUUCACAUUAGGAAUAAAGUUUAUUUUGGA